CUGGAGGCUAAUGGUGCAGGAGCUGUUAGAAGAUGGACCUAUCCGGGUGAAAUAUUCAAUUAUGACUUGGUUCUCAUACCCAUACAUAAGAAUGCUCACUGGAGCUUAGUAUCAGUUAACAAUAAUAUUAGAGAAAUAGAAUAUUUUCACAGUAUGGGCCAUGAAGGAUCUGACGUUUUGAGAGUGAUAAAUGAUUAUCUCCUGACUGAAGCUAAAGACUGUGAUAGAGAACCGGAAAGAGAAAACUGGCGUAUGAAUACAGCUAGAAACAUACCAAAGCAGAGGAAUGGUAAUGAUUGUGGGGUGUUUGUGUGCAUGUUUGCGGAUUUCCUGGUGAGACGGGCUGCAAUUAAUUUUGAGCAAGCUGAUAUUCCAGAUCUCAGAAGAAAAAUCAAAAUGAAUAUACUGUCAUCAAGAAUUGAGGAAGCCCCGGUUGAGAUGACUGUUGAGAAUGGUAUAAAUGGAUCGCCCCAAACUCGAGGGACACCUGCGAAUAAGCCACUUCGAAUCACCAUAUGUAUCCCCUUUAGCCCAAUAUCAUGUGGCUGUUGCGAUCAAUUCUUUGAGAAGGUAAUAGGGAGGAAUGGACUGAUUGCACACGUCUUGAAACGCCACGCGCAAUGCAAGAUUGUAUAUGAAUGCCUGAUAUGUGGGCUUGAUGGAUGGAGUUCAUAUCAGUCAGUCUCCUGUCAUUUUCCAUUAUGCAAAGGUCCAAAGGUGGCUACCGGCGAAUUUAUAUGCGAAGAGAGAAACUGCGAUAAGAGAUUCCAGACUACCAGCGGUUUGUCGCAGCAUAUCAGACAUAAGCACCCAGUACGAAGGAGCAAGAUGAUAUUGGACAGAAUGAAAGCAUCAAGACCUCCUGGACGACCAGCCUAUGAGUGGACUGAAGAAGAAGGUGAAAAAGUUAAAGACUUCCUGAAAACAAAGGGUAGACUGAAGGGAUAUGGAAAUAUAUUAGCAGAAAUCAUUAAAACGAAAACUCCAAAGCAAAUCAGAGAAAGAGCACGGAGAUAUAGUAACCUGCCACUCCAUGAAAUUUUCCUCUAUGGAGGUGUGAGUGAAGAGGAUGAUGAUGUUGAUCUGAAUAUAGGAUGUGACAAGAGAAAUGACUCUGACCUGAUACCACCACUCAUUUGUGAAGAACAACCAGAAGAAAAGGAAAAAUCAACUGAGUAUGAUACUCCCGACAGCAUACACAUGAUUACUACUCCUACGAUACCCCUACAGGCUGUACCUGAGGUGGGCAACAAACAAAUGGAGACUCGUGCGGGCAAUGAUGACAAUGGAGAGAGCGAUGACAGACUGACUAAGAUCUGGAACAAGGAACAAGCUAAGGACACCAAUGGGAGGAAAAACAACAUAUGGGGGAGUGGUGUGAAUGACGUGAUGUUUCAUGCUGAUCCUGUGGAUCUUCAAGGAGUGAUAUGCGAUGGUGAGUCUGCAUGGAGAGUUAAGAUGGCAGAGGAUGCUUCUAAAAUGAGGGGUCAAAGCUGUAAGCGUGAGGUGGGGGAACUGAUAGUGAGUGUGGAUGGGAUUUUGGCUGUACUGAGCAGAGGGGAUGCCAUCUCUAUCGAGAGGAUCGAGAGCAUGACUGAUAGAAUACAUGAACAGAUGAAGGACGAGUGUAAACCCUUACGAGCAAGAAAACCUAAGAAGAGCAAUGAUGGAGAGAGUCAGCGGAAAUUGGAGAAUAAUGCUAAAAGGCGGGAUGACGCAAGAACACAGGAGAUAUUUCGAAGAAACCCACGAAAGCUAGCUGAAAUUGUUGUAGAAAAUGACAUGGGAACCCUAAGAGACUUGUCAAUGAAUAGGGACAGAGACAUCAAGCCAAGAGAUGAACUUUAUAAGAUGUAUAAGGACAUAUGGGGUAGAAGCGAUAUCAAUACAGGUUAUGAAGCAGAUAGGAGCACUGGGCAGGUGCAUGAGGUUGAGGGCGUGCUCACUGUGAUGACACCGAAAGAAAUAAUAGAUAGAAUUAGGAGGAUGAAGAAGGGUGGAGCGCCUGGACCAGAUAACAUUACAAGAUCAAGCCUUUUAAAGAAUAAAGGUGUCGAGAUACUUCUGGCAAAACUUUUUGCAGUCGUCACAGCAAGUGGACAUGUGCCAGGGACAUGGAAGAGGAAUCGGACAAUCUUUAUUCCCAAGCCCAAUAAGGAUCUUGCUAAGCCUGACUCAUGGAGACCAUUGACAAUAGGCUCAAUGGUUUACAGGAUAUACGCGGGAUUGAUGGAGAAAAGGAUAAGACGCGUCACAGAACUCAACAUACGGCAAAGAGGAUUCCAACCCGGACAAGGAUGUCAAAUUAAUUGUGCGACCCUGGACAGUGCCCUGCGAUAUGGAUGUAGAGGAAAGGCAGUAUGUGGAGCUGUUCUUGAUAUGAGGAGAGCCUUUGAUGCAGUUCCACAUAAUAUUAUACUAAAUGCGCUUAAACGGAAAGGACUGCCAUAUGCACUUAUCGAGCUCAUGAGGAACAUAUAUGACGGUUGUACAACGGAGUUGGAUGGGCAAGAACUACCGCUGCUCAGAGGUGUCAAACAGGGUGAUCCCCUGUCUGCUCUGCUUUUCAACAUCGUCAUAGAUGAUGUGUUUGAUGUGGCCGAUGGUGAUGAUGAAGGGGAAGGAGCAUUGGGAUAUGCUGAUGACAUCAUCUUGCUGAAUCACGAUGGAAAGAAGCUACAGGAGCAGAUGCACAGGGUGGAGAGACAUAUGAGCAUGUUAGGACUCACUUUUAACAGCACAGAAAUAACAUAA
This is a messenger RNA of Nilaparvata lugens (brown planthopper), 2754 nucleotides long. RefSeq lists its product as uncharacterized. Lineage: Eukaryota; Metazoa; Arthropoda; Insecta; Hemiptera; Delphacidae. The coding region runs from base 154 to 2754 and encodes 866 amino acids. Gene Ontology annotation, biological process: proteolysis. Gene Ontology annotation, molecular function: cysteine-type peptidase activity. The record is from RefSeq and is a predicted model, not a curated record. The transcript has a single exon.